GAAACCAGUCUUUUUCAUUUCGUUCCGCGGUCAUGUUCCGCAGUCGCGUAUAAGUCGGUAAACUUUUAUUUUUCAAAUAUAAGCCAAAAUGUCAAGUAUCCUCAUAGUAACCUUUAUAAUAUUCGCAUCUUUGGAUUCGGUAGUUCCUACCGACCUUCAAAACCCUGUAAAAAUCCUCGAAAAUGACAUAAUGUACUACAAAAAGACCCUUUUGAAACAAUUGCCGGAAACCUUACAUAAACAAGGGGCGGAUGUGCUCGGAAAUAUCGCGGACGAUUGUAAAUUCGACCCAGACGAAAACCUGGACGUGCCGCAGAUAAUUCGACGUCACGGUUACCCUUCGGAGAGUCACGUGAUUGAAUCGCCGGACGGCUAUUUGUUGAGAGUCCAUCGAAUACCCGGAAAUAAGGAUGGACAGACUGGUGGACAACCGGUGUAUCUGCAGCAUGGAUUGAUGGGGAGUAGCGCUGAUUUUGUUUUGAAUGGAAACAAUACAUUGGCAUUUUAUUUAGCCGACAACGGAUAUGACGUAUGGCUGGGUAAUGCAAGAGGAAAUAUUUACUCUAGAGGCCACGUGUCCUUACCACUUAGCAGUCCAAAGUAUUGGAACUUCUCCUGGCAUGAAAUGGCCACAGUGGAUUUACCAGCAACCUUGUACCAUAUUAGCAAUAAUACUGGUAAACCAGGGGAAAUAAUCUACAUAGGCCACUCCAUGGGUACUACAAUGUCUUUCGUUUUGGCCUCGACUUUGCCUCAAGUAGCAAAGAACCUUAAACUGAUAGUCUCACUUGCUCCAACAGUUUUUAUGACACACCUUCGCAGCCCGAUAAGAUAUCUAACUCCAUUUGCCUACGAUAUUAAUUGGAUUGCCAAAUAUUUGGGAAUUAACGAAUUAGCUCCCACUAAUAAGGUCCUCAAAUUGCUUUCUUAUGAAUGCGUUCUGAAGUUCACCAAAGAAAUAUGCAGCAAUUUAUUGUUUGUUAUCGCCGGGUUCAAUAAAAAUGAGUUUGAUAUUCACACUUUGCCCAAAAUAGUUAGCCAUGACCCGGCAGGAGCAUCAACAAAAACCCUUAUUCACUACUCCCAAGAAAUACGAAGUGGAGGCAACUUCCAGCAAUUCGACUAUGGACCUAAAGGAAACAUGAUCAAAUAUGGAACCCUUACACCUCCUUUGUAUAAACUAGAGAACAUUAAAAGGCCCAUUUACUUAAUGUAUGCCCCAAAUGACAUUCUUACCAGUUAUAUUGACGUUGAAAGAUUAGCUAAGAACUUAACCACCGUUGCUGGAUUAUACAAGAUUCCAAGUGAUACGUUUGGACAUGUCGAUUUUAUUUUCGGAAAAAAUGCUUUUACAUAUGUAUAUGAACCUUUAGUUAAGUUCCUAAGUGGGUAUAAGGAAGAAGACAAUAGUAUUUAUAGGCCAAAAGUAUUUAUGACAUAGUCAGAUGGUAAAAGUCUUUGUUAUGAACCCAAUUGGAUAACUAAAAGUAUUAAAGAAAAUAUUUAUAAAAAAUA
Molecule: messenger RNA, 1515 nt
Organism: Anthonomus grandis grandis
Lineage: Eukaryota; Metazoa; Arthropoda; Insecta; Coleoptera; Curculionidae
Product: lipase member K-like
Exons: 3
Coding region: 89-1441 (450 amino acids)
Biological process (GO): lipid metabolic process
Molecular function (GO): hydrolase activity, acting on ester bonds
Source: RefSeq, a predicted model, not a curated record